CUCUCUCUCUCUCUCUCUCUCUCUCUCUCUCUCCUUUUUCCCACCGGUUUCUCUUAUCCGUCUCCUUUUCGUUACCACCGUUUCCUUCUCCCUUCAGAGAAAAAUCUGAACGCUUCUGCAAAUAUUUCUUCCUUUACCCCAAACGGGAAAACCCUAACCCUAUCAUCGGGCUCGCCUGGCGAGCCUCCUUUGUGGAACCUAGCACCAGAGAAAUGCAAUCAAUGGGAGCUUCAAUGAACGGCAUGCCAGGAUCCUCCGCGCCCUCAGCAACAGCUGCCUCUGCCUCCCAUAUUGCCCUCCACGAGCUCUCGAACGGUAGCUGUCAGCCCCAUAUCCAGAACCCUAAUUUGCAAGGCUCCUCUUCCCCGUUCGACCCAUCGGCAGCCAGCAACGAUGAUUUCUUUGACCAGAUGUUCUCCACCAUCCCUUCUUGGCCGGACCUUGCAAAGUCCCCAUGGGAUCUCACGAACCCCGCCUCCGCUGCCUCCGGAUACGACGAAUCUUCCCUCCUCGCUUCCCGGCUCCGGCAGUACCAGAUUAGCAGCGGCGACGGUGGAUCUCCGGUAGGAAAGUCGAUGAUGCUGCCGCUCAGCCCACAGCAGCAACAGCAGUUGCUCCUCUCGGCUAUCGGCGGGAGGCCAAGCACCUCAGAUCCCGACUCCAGUGUCCUCACUCCGUUGCCGCUCUCUCUCAGCGCCGCCGGCCACGGAUCUGAUUCCGAUGCUUCCUUCAAAUCCCCUAAUUCCACUGGAGCAGAGGGGCUUUACAAUGGAUUCGGUAGUGCGUCACUCCAACGAUCGGCGAACCAGCCGCAACAUUUUCACCAGGCUCAGGGUGGAACAAUGCCUCAGCAGAGCUUUGGUGGAGUUCCACCGGCGGGGGGGUACCUGCCCCACCCGCACUCUGGGGCUCCUGCUGCUCCUCGGCAGCGAGUCCGCGCUAGACGCGGCCAGGCCACGGAUCCACACAGCAUCGCAGAACGACUUCGCCGGGAGCGGAUCGCAGAAAGGAUGAAAGCUCUUCAGGAACUCGUACCCAACGCAAACAAGACGGACAAGGCUUCCAUGCUGGAUGAGAUCAUCGACUACGUGAAAUUCUUGCAGCUUCAAGUUAAGGUACUUAGCAUGAGCCGCUUGGGAGGCGCCGCCGCCGUUGCUCCUCUCGUCGCCGACAUUUCCUCUGAGGGUGGUGCUGCCCCAGGGAGGGGAUCGCCGGCGGGCGCCCCGGCGACGGAACACCAGGUGGCUAAACUGAUGGAGGAAGACAUGGGUUCGGCGAUGCAAUACCUUCAAGGGAAGGGCCUCUGCCUGAUGCCCAUCUCCCUCGCCUCCGCCAUCUCCACCGCCUCCUGUCGCGGCCCCAACUCCAGCCUCCUCGCCGGCUCCGGCGCCGUCAACAAUCUGGCCAGUCUAAUCCCGGGUAUUCCGGGGGCCGGAGACGCUCCGUCGUCUCCAAGUCUAUCGGUGCUCACGGUGCAGUCCGCCGUGGCCGGCGGCUGUGAAAACGACCUCUCUCGAUCUUCCGGCAAGGAGGGCGCCGCCUCAGUAUCCAAGCCGUAGAGCUGGAAGACGACGAAACCAAAGUCUGACGUAAAUAAUGGCGUCUUUGGGUCAAUUUCUUUUCUGGAUUGACGCCCGUAUUUGCUUAGUAGACUUCUGCCAGCUUGCUCACACCACCACUAUCUCUUCAUCAUCAUCACUUUCUUUUUCCUCCCUUUCCCUUUCCCUUUCCCUUUCCAUAAAACCAUAUAAGUAUAUAUAUUUAAAAUUUCAGUCAACUUUCUAUUCUGCAUCCUGUAUCACUUUUUUUUUUUUUUUUGGUUAUGUUUUUUCGUGUU
Messenger RNA from Phalaenopsis equestris, 1837 nucleotides. RefSeq names its product transcription factor bHLH69. Gene Ontology annotation, cellular component: nucleus. The record is from RefSeq and is a predicted model, not a curated record. Gene Ontology annotation, biological process: regulation of transcription by RNA polymerase II. Gene Ontology annotation, molecular function: RNA polymerase II cis-regulatory region sequence-specific DNA binding; protein dimerization activity; DNA-binding transcription factor activity, RNA polymerase II-specific. Lineage: Eukaryota; Viridiplantae; Streptophyta; Magnoliopsida; Asparagales; Orchidaceae.